Chenopodium quinoa (quinoa) is the source of this 636-nucleotide messenger RNA. Its product is annotated as F-box/LRR-repeat protein 20-like. Gene Ontology annotation, cellular component: SCF ubiquitin ligase complex. Gene Ontology annotation, biological process: SCF-dependent proteasomal ubiquitin-dependent protein catabolic process. Lineage: Eukaryota; Viridiplantae; Streptophyta; Magnoliopsida; Caryophyllales; Amaranthaceae. Bases 1 to 636 code for a protein of 211 amino acids. The transcript has a single exon. The record is from RefSeq and is a predicted model, not a curated record.
AUGACUGGUUCAAGCCUCGGAACAGAAGAAUACAAUUAUGACCGCCUAAUGAAGAACCGUGCAAUAAAGUACUUGAACCUAGCAUUUCAUUUUGACUUUAGCACUACAGUUCUGAAAAGGCUUCUUAACAUAUUUUCCGAAGUGGAGAAGCUCGACCUAAGUCAUUGUGAAUUCCUACGCCAUGAUAAACUGAAUGUUCCUGAUAUACUAGAGUGCAACAAGAAGCUUGUGAAACUGGAUUUAGGAGGAUCCCAUGGUAUCAAGGAUUUAACUGCAAAAGACAUGUUGUCAGUGUUAGAGAAGCUGAUUUUGAACUUUUCAGAUAUAAAUGAUAAAUUGCUUAUAAAGUUCGGGAGGAUCUGCCCCAGAUUGAUUCACCUGGAUCUGGCGUAUUGCAUUCAAGUGACAGAAGAAGGGGUAAAGGAAGUGGUGAAAUCGUGCAAACAACUGAGAUACUUGAGCAUAAGUUGUUGUAUAAAUUUGGAUAUCAAUAUAAUAGCAUGGAUAGUGACAAACAGACCAUCCUUGAGAAAACUGGUGUCAUCAUCUCGCAAAUACCCAGAUGAUGAAAACCAGAAACACUUCCUGCAGCAAGGCUGUCUUGUCCUCAAGGACACUAGUAGAUUAUUAUUGUAA